Morone saxatilis (striped sea-bass) is the source of this 3692-nucleotide messenger RNA. RefSeq names its product copine-3-like. Gene Ontology annotation, biological process: cellular response to calcium ion; ERBB2 signaling pathway. Gene Ontology annotation, cellular component: plasma membrane. Gene Ontology annotation, molecular function: calcium-dependent phospholipid binding; receptor tyrosine kinase binding. Lineage: Eukaryota; Metazoa; Chordata; Actinopteri; Moronidae. The record is from RefSeq and is a predicted model, not a curated record.
UAUGUAUGCUCUGUUGAUGCUCUCAUGUCUCAUGACUAUUACAGCUUUGACCAAAUAACUGGUGUUAAAUCCAGAGUGGAGGCUUCUGGGAAUUGUAGGCCUUUGCAUAAUUGCUUAACUCUCAAAGUGUACGCAAAGUCUCUCCAAAUCUGUGAUAUUAAAUCAAAUAUCCAACUGUAUGUUCUAUACACAGAGCGAUGUGUAUAUAUAACUUAUAUAUAUAUAUAUAUAACGUUAUGUAUAUAAAGUUAGCUCCUCUGUUCCUUUAACUGUAAACGAGCACCCUGGGCGCUAGCAGGGGGCACCGCCCACUGCAGCUAGCUUCUGUUUAACGCUGCUAUUACGACCAUAAACAGCACAAACAGCUGACUAACAAGACUACAAGUUCCUGUGCCUGAGUGUGUGUUCUCCAGGCUGUGAUGGCAGCAGUGGGAGCCCAGGGGCCAAGGGCCACUGACUGUGUGACAAAGGUGGUUAUGAGCGUCUCUUGUGAGAAUCUGCUGGACAUGGAUGCAUUCUCAAAGUCGGACCCUCUGUGUGUGCUUCUCAUGAACACUUCAGGACCGCACUGGACGGAGAUUGGCCGGACGGAGAAAAUCAACAACUCCCUUAAUCCCAAGUUUGCCAAGACUUUUGUCAUCGACUACUACUUUGAGAUGGUGCAGAAGCUGAGGUUUGAAGUGUACGACAUCGACAGCGAAAACUGCAGUCUGCAAGAUGCUGACUUCCUGGGAGAACUGGAGUGUACCUUAGGACAGAUUGUGUCCUCGAAGACACUUACAAGACCACUUGUCCGAAAGAACAAGACACCUGCAGGGAAAGGAACCAUUACUAUAUGUGCAGAAGAAAGGACAGACAACAGGGUGGUGCAAUUUGAAGCUGCAGCUAGAAAACUGGAUAAAAAGGAUUUUUUUGGCAAGUCCGACCCUUUCCUGGAAUUCUACAAGCAGACAGAAACUGGAUGGCAACUGGCUCACAGGACAGAGGUGGUGAAAAACAACCUAAACCCAACAUGGAGACCAUUCAGAAUCCCUGUGCAGUUACUCUGUGGAGGUGACGUGGAGAAGUCUAUAAAGGUGGACUGUUACGACUACAACAACAGCGGAUCUCACGACUUUAUAGGAUCCUUCCAGACCACACUCUCCCAAAUACAGCAGGCAUCACAGACAUAUGCAGCCGAGUUUGAGUGCAUCAAUAGUAAGAAGAAACAGAAGAAGAAAGGAUACAAAAACUCUGGUGUUGUCAUAGUAAAAAAGUGCCAGAUAGUAAAGGAGUAUACGUUUCUGGAUUACAUAAUGGGCGGCUGUCAGAUUAACUUCACUAUUGCUAUUGAUUUCACCGGCUCCAACGGGGACCCCAAGUCCCCCAUGUCCCUCCACUACAUCAGUCCUCAGGGCUAUAAUGAAUACCUGGCAGCUAUCUGGGCUGUGGGGAAUGUUAUCCAGGACUAUGACAGUGACAAGAUGUUUCCUGCGUUUGGAUUUGGAGCCCAGAUCCCUCCUACAAUGCAGGUCAGCCACGAGUUUCCCAUCAACUUCAACCCCUCAAAUCCCUUUUGUGCAGGUAUAGAGGGUGUGGUCCACGCCUACCAGCAGUGUCUGCCCCAGGUGAAGCUUUACGGCCCCACAAACUUUUCCCCAAUCAUCAACCACGUUGCCCAAUUUGGCAGGCAAGCCAUGCAGCAGCAGACUGCCUCUCAAUACUUCGUUCUCCUCAUCAUCACUGACGGAGUGAUCACAGACAUGGAUCAGACACGCAGUGCCAUCGUCAACGCCUCCCGUCUGCCCAUGUCCAUCAUCAUUGUCGGAGUAGGGGGCGCAGACUUCAGCGCCAUGGAGUUCCUGGAUGGAGACGACGGAUCCCUGCGCUCUCUGACUGGCGAAGCCGCCAUGCGAGACAUCGUCCAGUUUGUGCCAUUCAGGCAGUUCCAAAAUGCUCCUCGAGAAGCACUGGCAAAGAGUGUGCUGGCAGAAGUACCAGGUCAGAUGGUGGAUUUCUUCAAUACCAUGAAGCUGACUCCACCAAACCCCAAUCCUGCACCAGCCCCUUCAGAGACCAUCUAAUACAACAAGAAAGAAACCAGACACAGACCAGUCUCAUCAUACAACUAGACAAAUGUCCUUCCCACACUGUCCUAACUCACCCUUUUUAUUCCAUCACCUAAAAAAAAUAACAGCACGCAUCUUAAGACAGCCGCCCCAACCACACGCACUACAUCGAACAUAAGCAUAGCGCAGAAUAGACCCUGCUGUUGUUAGAUCUUAACAUCCAUUUGUGGUCACAAAAGAAAUCAAACAAUCAUUCCAUUAUUUGAAGGAUUGCAGAAACACUGCACUGGGUGUAAACUGUCCUGCUGUGUUCUUUUUUUUAAAAUGCAUCAUGAAAGUGUUCAACUUAGUUUUAUGCCUGUUUGAUGGCUCCAGCAUCAAGUUAAAAUAGUUAUGUAAAAGGAUUUUAUGCAAGAUAUCAAGUCACAUCAGUUAGAGGAACCCCUUAUAUAUGAUGUUUACAUUCUCAGAAAUAGCUGUGGCACUACUAGUAGCAUAAUAAUGUACAUAUAGCCAAGUAGCUUUGUAGUUGCUGCUGUUUUGGCACAUGGAGUAUAUAUUUACAUUAGUGUUUAUUGUACACGCUUCCUAUGCACUCUCCUAUAAUAAUGUCAUGUACUGCAAAGACCUAGGAAUUAGUUGUUUUACUCAAUGAAAUGCCAAACUCUGUAUGGGUUAUAAACCUUUUAUAGAAGCUUUUUAUACCUUAAAGUAUGGAUCUGAAAUAUUGGGAUGACUAAAAGUAGUCUCAUUGUAGAUUUGGUUGUAUUGUGCCAGUCUUAUCACUCAUAGUAUGUUUGAUUGUAAAUGUACUGUGGUCUACCAAUGUGCCAGUUACUUUGCCUUCCACAUAUACAUGAGCAAGGACACCAUGCGUUUCUUUUUAUUGCCGGUAUUUCAAGCCCACUAGUUCAUUUAUGUGAGAUAACGAGAUAAUAAAGUCGUUAUCACUAGAAAAAAAGAUUGUUUCCUCUUAUUAUAGAUUUGUUUUCAUACUGUACAAAAUGAGCCAGUGCAUGAAAAUAAUCUGGAUUCAGGCAUUCAGGGAUCUUUGAGCUUGUUUAAUAAAUCUCUUCCUGAUAUAUUUUCUCAGUAUUGCAUCACAUUGUCAGGAAAUGCUUAGAUUACUCUCACAUUCUAGUAACAAUGUUUCAGUUCAGUUAUGAAUCCUUCCUGACAGUCAUGACCGUGAUCUUAAAAGCUGAAAUCAGCUAAUUUUUUUGUUUUCAUCUCUGGAAAUGUAGGUAGUUUUCUUGUGAUAAAUGAUCUUGUCUCAGCCCUGACUAAGGAUGUUUUUUCCAGUGAUUUUGCCACUGACUUUUGAUUUAGCCUAGGGUUCAACUCUGUUUGGGAAACCAUAUAUCUGGAAGCAAAGACACCAUGGUACAGUGAAUGAGAGAAAGGGAUGCAUCAGUAUUAAACAUGUUGUCACUAUAGAAACUAGAUACAGUUCUGUUUAUUGAAAUCUAUAUUUGAUUUGUUCAUUUUUAUAUGGUUUUACAAUGAAAGCUAUGAAACAUGUAUCUGAUGUAUCAUGUUGUGCACCAGCUUUAGUGCUCCAGCAGACAUGGGUAAUGUGCCUUUGUAUUAACAUGCAGAAAGUGUAUCAAGCAUGCUAAUAAAGUACCUCUUAUUCAAUACAAA